Messenger RNA from Calypte anna (Anna's hummingbird), 3318 nucleotides. RefSeq names its product mitogen-activated protein kinase kinase kinase 3 (gene MAP3K3). The annotation marks the transcript as partial. The transcript is spliced from 10 exons. The record is from RefSeq and is a predicted model, not a curated record. Gene Ontology annotation, biological process: protein phosphorylation. Lineage: Eukaryota; Metazoa; Chordata; Aves; Apodiformes; Trochilidae. Gene Ontology annotation, molecular function: ATP binding; protein kinase activity.
CUGUGCAGCCUCAUUUCACCAGGCAUAAACAUCCAAAAAAUGUCCUUCUUUUUGGCCCAGGUUCCCAGAACACAGGCAGAAGUUCACCACCUCCUGGGUAUGUUCCAGAGAGGCAGCAGCGCAUUGCUCGCCAGGGUUCCUACACCAGCAUAAACAGUGAAGGAGAAUUCAUCCCAGAAACCAAUGAACAGUGUAUGCUGGACCCUUUAAGCAGUGCUGAAAACUCGGUGUCAGGAAGCUGCCAGUCCUUGGACAGGUCAGCAGACAGUCCUUCUUUUCGGAAGUCACGGAUGUCAAGGGCACAAAGCUUUCCUGAUAAUAGACAGGAGUUCUCAGACCGUGAGAAUCAGAUUUAUGACAAAGCAGGGAAAGGUGGCACCUACCCUCGGCGUUACAAUGUCUCCAUGCAGCACAAAGACUACAACGAUGGCCGAAGGACGUUUCCCCGGAUCCGACGUCACCAAGGGAAUCUUUUCACUUUAGUCCCUUCCAGUCGUUCCUUAAGCACCAAUGGAGAGAACCUGGGCCUGGCCCUGCAGUACCUGGAUCCCCGGGGACGCCUGCGGAGCGCGGACAGUGAAAACGCCCUGGGAGUGCAGGAGAGGAACAUUCCCACCAAAUCUCCAAGUGCUCCCAUCAACUGGCGACGAGGAAAGCUGCUGGGCCAGGGUGCCUUUGGUCGGGUGUAUUUGUGCUAUGAUGUGGACACAGGCAGAGAGCUUGCAGCAAAGCAGGUCCAGUUUGACCCAGAGAGCCCUGAAACCAGCAAGGAAGUGAGUGCCCUGGAGUGUGAAAUUCAGCUGCUGAAGAAUCUCCAGCACGAACGCAUCGUGCAGUAUUACGGCUGCUUACGGGAUCGAGCAGAGAAGACCUUGACCAUCUUCAUGGAGUACAUGCCAGGGGGGUCAGUGAAAGACCAGCUGAAGGCUUAUGGUGCCCUCACAGAAAAUGUAACCAGGAAAUACACUCGCCAGAUCCUCGAGGGAGUCUCCUACCUUCACAGCAACAUGAUUGUGCACAGGGACAUAAAGGGAGCCAAUAUACUCCGUGACUCUGCUGGGAAUGUGAAGCUUGGGGACUUUGGGGCCAGCAAAAGGCUGCAGACAAUCUGUAUGUCUGGAACAGGCAUCCGUUCUGUCACUGGCACACCAUACUGGAUGAGCCCAGAGGUGAUCAGUGGAGAAGGCUAUGGCAGGAAAGCAGACGUAUGGAGCCUUGGUUGUACAGUUGUGGAAAUGCUGACAGAGAAACCCCCCUGGGCAGAGUAUGAAGCCAUGGCAGCCAUUUUCAAAAUUGCCACCCAACCAACCAACCCCCAGCUCCCUUCCCACAUAUCAGAACAUUGUCGGGACUUCCUAAAGCAGAUUUUUGUGGAAGCCAGGCACAGACCCUCUGCUGAAGAGCUGCUCAGACAUCAGUUUGCACAGCUCCAGUACUGAAUUACCUCCCUUGCUGGGUUUUUGAGUGCCCUGGCUGGUCUAGUUGCAACUGCCUCUUGUGGUGCUGCAUCUUCCAAAUGCCAACUCAGCCAUCCUAAUCCUUUGAGGAAAUGAUGCCAAGGAACCUUAGGCUCUGCUCUUGUGCCUGAUGACCUUUUGUUUGCUGGACUAAUGUUUAUUCUACCAACAGAGCUGCAUUUUUGCCCUACUUACCUUGAUGGGAAAUUGCAGCUGGCUGCAUGUUUUCUGCAGGACCCCCCCCCAAAAAAAAAAAUAAAGAGAAGUGGCUCACUGCUUGAACACAGAAGAAACCUGAACCAAAGGGGGAAACUGGAAGAGCUACACACAGGAACAUGCAACAGCCAUCCAGCCCAGCUCUCUACAUGUGGGUCACUCUUUUCCAGACUGCUGGAGCUUUCCAGGCAUCUCUAGUACAGGAAUCCAGCAGAAAGCCAUGUGGCAUUGAGCAUGCACUCACUAUAUAAUUAUAUAUUUUUCUUCUUAAGUAUUCAGCAUCUGAAGGUGUUCCGAAAAUAUUGAUUCAAAAGGAUGUGAAUAGUGUUAUUUUAUAAUGAAACCAUGGGUUUUGGGGUGAGGGAUGUCUUUCUAGUGAAAUGUCAGGAUAAUCAGAAAAGCUUCAGCAGAAUGCAAUCACUCCAGGGCCUAAAGAUUAUUAGGGCUCUCCCAAUGACAUUAGAAAAUCCCAAGCUUCAUUUUCCAAGGCUUGAGCUGUCCUAGCAUUAAGACAGGGUUGGAUAGUUUGUGUCCUCAGAGCCAACAGAUCUGUGCUCCUGCUUCAUCUCCCUGGGUCUAAACAAAACCCUUCAGGAGAGGAGUUUUACACAACAGCUUUCUGUUGCACCUAUUUUUUUUUUUUGGCUGGUAACUUCUUACCAUCCCUUAAACCAAAGAUGGUUCAUCCUGGUGCCCAGGAAUUUGCUUCAGGAAAAGCUUAGGUGUUUUUUUUUUUUUUUGAGGACUUGGCCUAGUGGAGAAUUGAGUUGAGAAAUGCUGGGCAACAUUUUUAUUUGUGCACAAGUUAGAACCAAGCUCAACCCUUCAGUUUGUGUUUUACAGGUGUGGAAGUGUUCAUUUGGGGUUUCCAUCAAAUAGGGUCCUGAUUAAAUCAGCUUUUGUCCAAGUUCAGUCAAACAGUGAACCAGAGAGAACAUCUUUAAUCCUAGCAGACUUCUGAAAUGAACUGCAGAUGCCCACACAGGUACCAGCAAAAUGAGUUUUGCCUUUGAAAGGUACCACAUCUCUUAGAAUGGAGCUCCUGAUGGUUUUACUGGCCUCAAAUACUAUAGAUCUUGAUUUGGGCACUGAGAGUCCUUAUUUCACUCCUAAAAACCCAGCAGUUUCUAAGUGCUGGGGGUUCAUGGGGUAAUUACAAGUUAUCUGUAUGAAGUUAAACUAAGAAAAGGAAACCUAUUAGCUAGAAUAAUGAAAAUUUUUAACAGCACUACAGGUGUUCUGCCCUUGUAUUGGAAACCAUAUUAAGGGCCCAUGUGUCUCUACUCUUCCUCCUCAAAGAAGACUUGAAAAAUUGCUUUCAUUGUGCAGUAAAAUGAAGUUUUACAGCCAGAAAAGGCAAGUUUUAAUGAAACCAAGCUCCUUGAACACUUGAGAAGUCACUUGUUUAAUUAAAAAGAGGCAAAAAUGAACCCUUAAAAACAGCCAAAAGCCCUGAAAGGGCUUCAAAACCAAGUGUUCUUCCUGUGCCAAACUCAGAGCAAUGUGUAACCAGUGCAAGCCAAGUUCAGGCUCUCCUGCACUACUCCAAGGAUGCCCAGUUUAGGUUGCAGGCACUUCAGGGGAUAUCUUUUAGGAAAGCCCUUGUUCCAUAACUUAUUUAAUUCUAGUCAAAGCACUUCUCUUG